This is a messenger RNA of Chiroxiphia lanceolata (lance-tailed manakin), 564 nucleotides long. It is a transcript of the gene TUSC1, whose product is annotated as tumor suppressor candidate 1. The coding region runs from base 1 to 564 and encodes 187 amino acids. Lineage: Eukaryota; Metazoa; Chordata; Aves; Passeriformes; Pipridae. The transcript has a single exon. The record is from RefSeq and is a predicted model, not a curated record.
AUGCGCGCGGUGGGCGGGCGCUGGGCCGGCGGCGCGGCGAGGGGGGGGCGGGCGGCGCUCGGAGCCGCCGCCGGGGGCGGCCGGGCCGGAGGGGCCGCGGAACCCGGGGAGCCGGGCGGCGGCCGGCAGGGCUGGCGCGGAGAGUCGCGGGGCUCGCCGCAGCAGCUGGCGGAGCGGUACGCGGACCUGGCGGCCAGCCACAGCGAGGCGCUGCGGCAGCGGGAGGAGCGCGAGUGGCACAACGCGCGGCUGCGCCAGGAGAACGUGCGGCUGCGGCUGGAGAACCGCCGCCUGCGCCGCGAGAACCGCUGCCUCUUCCGACAGGCCCUGCUGGGGCCCGGCCCUGACAAGCCCGCCGUCGAGCCGGGUGAGGAGGCGGAGGCCCUGCGCGCCCAGCUGGCGCGGCUGCAGGAGAAGCACCGCCGGGCCCUGCGGCACCUGCGGCGCUGCCGGGCCGCCGGCGGGCAGGAGGCCUCGGGAGCCGAGGACGGCGAGUUGGAUGAGCUGCUGUUGGAGGAGGACGAGCAGUCGCUGGAUAAGAAGAGCUUGGUGCCGCCCGUGUAG